Corylus avellana is the source of this 765-nucleotide messenger RNA. The record is from RefSeq and is a predicted model, not a curated record. Lineage: Eukaryota; Viridiplantae; Streptophyta; Magnoliopsida; Fagales; Betulaceae.
AUGGCUAUUUCAGUGGCUCAGAGACAGUCUUGGGAUAGGAUAAUUAGUAGUGCGAGUGAGAUUGAGGAAUUGGCUUUAAAGGUUGAAUCCUGCGGUGGGGUUUACUUUGUGCCUGCUUUUACUGGAUUGUUUGCUCCUUGGUGGCGUGAUGAUGCUCGUGGAGUUUGUAUUGGGAUCACAAGGUUUACAAGCAAGGCUCACAUUGCUCGAGCUGUGCUCGAGAGCAUGUGUUUCCAAGUCAAAGAUGUGUUGGAUUCCAUGCACAAAGAUGCAGGGGAGGGGGGUGAGGUUAAGAAUGAGAAGGGGGAAUUCUUGCUUAGGGUAGAUGGUGGUGCUACUGUUAACAGUCUUUUGAUGCAGAUUCAGGCAGACUUGUUGGGAAGCCCGGUCGAGAGACCAGCUGACAUAGAAACAACCGCUCUUGGAGCAGCCUAUGCUGCUGGAUUAGCAGUUGGUUUUUGGAUAGAAGAUGAGAUAUUUUCUUCUGAAGAAAAGUUGAAAACUGCAACCAUUUUCCGUUCAACAUUAAAUGAAGAGUUAAGGAAGAAGAAGGUGGAAUCUUGGUGCAAAGCUGUUUCCAGAACUUUUGACUUGGCUGAUCUUUCUCUUUGAUAUACUCGUGUCAAUCCUUUUCCAUUAUCCCCUGUUUUAUUUUCCCAUGUCCUUUUGUCUUGAGUUAUGGAAUGUUUAAUGUUGGGUACAUUUAUGUGAAUUAUGGAGACCAGAAUGUAUUGAAGUGAAUAAAAUUAUAAUAAUGCUGAUUUA